Molecule: messenger RNA, 783 nt
Organism: Alligator sinensis (Chinese alligator)
Lineage: Eukaryota; Metazoa; Chordata; Crocodylia; Alligatoridae
Gene: CLDN18
Product: claudin 18
Exons: 5
Coding region: 1-783 (260 amino acids)
Biological process (GO): bicellular tight junction assembly; cell adhesion
Cellular component (GO): plasma membrane; bicellular tight junction
Molecular function (GO): structural molecule activity
Source: RefSeq, a predicted model, not a curated record
AUGUCGACAACAGUCUGCCAAGUGAUGGGCUUUGUUGUCUCAUCGUUGGGUUUUGCGGGGUGCAUCGCAGCCACUGGGAUGGAUAUGUGGAGCACACAGGACUUGUAUGACAACCCAGUCACGGCAGUGUUCCAGUAUCAGGGACUCUGGAGGAGCUGUAUGAGGCAAAGCUCAGGUUUUACAGAGUGCCGACCUUAUUUCACCAUUCUGGGGCUACCAGCCAUGUUUCAGGCAGUGAGGGCCCUCAUGAUUGUGGGCAUUGUCCUGGGUGCCCUUGGCCUCCUGGUGUCCAUUUUUGCCCUCAAGUGCAUACGCAUUGGGAAUAUGGAGGACUCUGCAAAAGCCAACAUGACCCUGACCUCCGGCGUCAUGUUUAUUGUGGCUGGUCUGUGUGCAGUCGUUGGAGUGUCUGUGUUUGCCAAUAUGCUGGUGACAAACUUUUGGAUGUCCACAGCUUCCAUGUACCAAGGAAUGAUGCCAUCGCUCCAGUCAAGGUACACCUUUGGCUCAGCCUUGUUUGUUGGCUGGGUAGCUGGGGGCCUGGCUUUUGUUGGAGGCAUUAUGAUGUGCAUUGCCUGCAGAGGACUCAUGCCCAAAGAGACCCAUUACAAAACGGUGUCCUACAAUGCCUCCGGACGGAAUAUUUCCUACAAGACUGGGCCAUAUAAAGUUGGCUCUGGCUAUGAACCUGAACCGAAAAAUAAGAAAACUUCAACCUAUGAUGAAAAUGCUCGAAGCGAAGAUGGAAGGCGUUCUUACCCUUCAAAAUAUGACUAUGUCUAG